UACACUCUCCUUUCUCUUUUUUUCACCCACCCCACCCGUCCCUUCUCUGAUUCCCUCUCACAAACUUGAGAAUCAGAAAAUCCAUCUCGUGACUAUGUAAGAGAAAAAAACCCCCAAAAAACCGAAACCACUGACUGUCUCUCAUUUCCUUAUUACUUUCCUGGAACCUUCCCCUCUUGCAUUCUCUCCCUCUCCCCUUCAUGCAAAUACCACCACAACUUCCACCAAUUUCCCUUUCCCUUUUUCUAUUUUACUAAUUACUCAGAUAUUUGGUUCGGUUUUCUUGUGCCUUAUUUUGGUGGAAUGAUCUAAUUGUGGUGGUUUCUGUGGUGCUUGAAGGAACUAUUCAGUGAAAUUUUCAUCUUGAUCUGCAUUGUCUUUGAAAUUAGGCUGCAGAGAUGAGAACUCAGCAAGACAAGUUUGUUAGGUUUCAGGACUGGAAUUCAGACAAGGGUUCUGAGAGCAAUUAUCCUGUGAUCAACAUUGCACCUUCGCAGAGAUUCAAAACUACAUUAAAUUCUAUAUCUGCAAAGUUUCAAAGGGGAUUGGAAUAUGGUUUUCAAAGGAUAAAGAGAUUCAGUUCAUCAUUCAAGUCCUUUCUGUUCAGCCGUGCUUUUUCUAGUAACUUUAGUUCUAGAAAGAAAAUCCUUGAUCCACAGGGUCCGUUCCUUCAAAAAUGGAACAAGAUAUUUGUAUUGCUAUGUGUUAUUGCAGUAUCACUGGAUCCUUUGUUCUUUUAUGUCCCUGUGAUCGAUGAUGAGAAGAAAUGUCUUUCACUGGACAACAAGAUGGAGAUUACAGCAACUGUUUUAAGAACUUUCUCCGAUAUCUUUUAUAUAGUCCACAUGAUUUUCCAGUUUCGUACUGGAUUCAUUGCUCCAUCUUCUCGAGUGUUUGGAAGAGGUGUUUUGGUUGAGGAUUCUUGGGCAAUAGCAAAGCGAUAUCUAACAUCUUAUUUCUUAGUUGACAUUCUUUCUGUUCUUCCCCUUCCACAGGUGGUGAUUCUAAUAGUCAUUCCAGGGAUGAGUGGCUACAAAUCGCUGAAUACAAAGAACUUGCUGAAAUUUAUUGUUUUCUUCCAAUAUAUACCUCGAGUUUUUCGAAUAAUUCCAUUAUAUAAAGAAGUUACAAGAACCUCUGGCAUUCUCACUGAAACAGCUUGGGCUGGUGCUGUAUUUAAUCUCUUUCUUUACAUGCUUGCAAGUCAUGUUGUUGGUGCCUUUUGGUACUUGUUUUCUAUAGAACGGGAAACCACAUGCUGGCAAAAAGCCUGCACCCGAAGUAAUGCAACAUGUAAUAAGGAGGACAUGUAUUGCAACAAUCAUCAAGGAGGGUUAAGCACAAUUUCAACGUUUCUCAAUGCUUCUUGCCCAAUAAAGGAGACAAACACGACACUUUUUGAUUUUGGGAUAUUCCUUGAUGCCCUUCAAUCUGGUGUUGUGGAGUCAAGAGACUUUCCACAAAAGUUCUUUUAUUGUUUUUGGUGGGGCCUAAAAAGUUUGAGUUCUCUUGGUCAAAACCUGACGACAAGUACCUUUGUGUGGGAAAUCUGCUUUGCAGUUUUCAUUUCCAUCGCUGGGUUGGUAUUAUUUUCAUUCCUUAUCGGGAAUAUGCAGACAUAUUUGCAAUCAACAACAACAAGAUUAGAGGAGAUGAGGGUGAAAAGGAGAGAUGCAGAACAGUGGAUGUCUCAUAGACUCCUCCCUGACAGCCUUAGGCAGCGAAUCAGACGAUAUGAGCAGUACAAAUGGCAAGAAACCAGAGGUGUUGAUGAGGAUAACUUGAUUUGCAAUCUUCCAAAGGAUUUGAGAAGGGACAUUAAGCGCCAUCUUUGCUUGGCUUUGCUGAUGAGAGUGCCAAUGUUUGAGAAAAUGGAUGAACAACUUUUGGAUGCCAUGUGUGAUCGUCUUAAGCCAGUGCUUUACACGGAAGAAAGCUAUAUUGUCCGGGAAGGAGACCCUGUCGAUGAGAUGCUUUUCAUAAUGCGAGGCAGGUUAUUGACAAUGACAACCAACGGAGGAAGAACAGGCUUCUUUAAUUCCGAGUAUCUUAAAGCCGGUGACUUUUGCGGAGAAGAGCUUCUCACAUGGGCUUUAGAUCCUCAUUCUUCAUCCAACCUCCCCAUCUCAACCAGGACUGUCCAAACACUUUCAGAAGUGGAAGCUUUCGCUCUAAAAGCCGAUGACUUGAAGUUUGUGGCUUCUCAAUUCAGGCGUCUUCACAGCAAGCAGCUACGCCACACUUUCCGGUUCUACUCGCAGCAGUGGCGCACAUGGGCCGCAUGUUUCAUUCAAGCGGCCUGGCGUCGCUAUGCUAAAAAAAAGCUUGAAGAGUCUCUCGUUGAAGAAGAGAAUAGGCUGAAAGAUGCAUUGGCAAAGGUAGGUGGUAGCUCACCAAGUCUAGGUGCCACCAUAUAUGCCUCCAGGUUUGCUGCCAAUGCACUUAGAUUGUUGCGCCGUAACCGCACAAGGAAGACAAGGAUGCCGGAGAGAAUACCCCCCAUGCUGCUUCAGAAGCCUGCGGAACCUGAUUUUACUGAUGAAGAGCAGUAAGCUUCUAUAUCUCUCGGUGAUUUUUUCGUAAAGAAAAUAACCAACGAGGCUGAAUAGGAAACAAAAAAUGAAAAUGUAAGAUAAAUGUUUUUCAAGUUGUAUAUAUAAAUAUUGGAUUGGAUUGUCAAUAGAAUUUUCAUUUCCCUUG
Messenger RNA from Arachis stenosperma, 2700 nucleotides. Its product is annotated as cyclic nucleotide-gated ion channel 1-like. Gene Ontology annotation, cellular component: membrane. The record is from RefSeq and is a predicted model, not a curated record. Gene Ontology annotation, biological process: transmembrane transport; monoatomic ion transport. Gene Ontology annotation, molecular function: monoatomic ion channel activity. NCBI's taxonomy places the organism in Eukaryota, Viridiplantae, Streptophyta, Magnoliopsida, Fabales, Fabaceae. The coding region runs from base 399 to 2552 and encodes 717 amino acids. The transcript has 8 exons.